Botrytis byssoidea is the source of this 1833-nucleotide messenger RNA. RefSeq lists its product as uncharacterized. The record is from RefSeq and is a predicted model, not a curated record. The coding region runs from base 1 to 1833 and encodes 610 amino acids. Lineage: Eukaryota; Fungi; Ascomycota; Leotiomycetes; Helotiales; Sclerotiniaceae. The transcript is spliced from 2 exons.
AUGUCGACCAACGGAGAUGAAAACAACCAGCUUGAAGCGGCAAGCCUUCUUGGAUCAAAUUUUAUCGACGAUCAAGAGGUCAAAAUUAAGGAAGAGCCCUUGGAGGAAGAGACUGGAGUUGAUCCAUCCAUUCCCCUUUAUGAAUCGGCCCUUCGUCUGGAUCUUGAGAGCCAAGCUUCGCGGUACCGUUCCAAUUCGCCAGCUCUGUCCAUUCGACUCAGAAGACCUGAAAGACCUGCGUCCGAAAUGCAUGCAUUCACGGCAGCUGGUGUAGACGCUUUGACUGAUAACCGGCUUCUACAAGGGCGGCUCAACAGGCUGUUGUAUACACCGCAUUCAGAAGAUGAGUUCCCUGAUGAUGAGUUAUCUCAUACUUCAGAAUCUCAAUUGAAUGGGCGCGUUCACAACCCUGGCUAUAGCCAGCCCGAUGCUCCUUAUUCAGAAACUCACUAUCAGCAACUUGAGUCUUACCCACCUCAAAUGUCUGGGUAUCCUCAAAAUCCAUUUUCGCCAGAGUAUCCUCAUCAGUUGGAUGGUUCGCUUGAUCCGCAGUUUCCACAAACACCUUUCGUUGAUGAUCUAGAUGAUAUAAUAGAAGUUGACUCGACUAUGUUCAACUCUACGGUUCCUUCCGAAGACUUCUCCGCUAGUCCGACGCCAACUCUUCAACAAGAAGUUUUAUUCGAGAACCGAGCACCCUCUACACCACGUGCAAGUCGUCAAACAAUACGAGAGUCGGCAAAGUCUAGGGCCAAUAGAAAUAGUGUUGGGGGUCAAAGAAAUCGUGCCAGGCGUGCAGAAGAUUUUGCUCCUCCCCCUGGUGCGAUGACUGCUGCCGACGUUAUGACUGUACACGAGAACAACGUCCGUCGUAGAAAUAAGCGGUACAAGAGGGCCGGCAUCAAACAACGACCUCUCGACGACAUCGAACAGGAUGUUGUCAACACACUUAACGAACUCGGUGUCCCGAUCGAUGCUAACGACAUGUAUCUCCAGGAGGUAUAUUCGCAUAGAGAUACGACGCUCGAUGGAAGUCUGAACGAAUCCGCAGACAGCACGAUCGAUACUAUGGAUACUGAUGAGACAGUAGUCCCACCUCCUUCUGGUCUUCCCGAGGAACCUGAUUUUCCAACAAGUGCUCGUUGGCGAGAGCGUGGCCCUGACGGUCAAGCAAGAGCGAGAUGGGCAUCUGCCCGAUGGAGGGCAAAGAAAAAGGUUCAGGCAACGGAAGCCUGGAGAAAUGCAACAAAAGAGGAAAGAAGAGCGAUGGAAACCAAAGUAAAAGAUGCUCUUGUGUUCAUUGCAGACCCCAUUCCGGUCGGACCUGUACCACUAAAAUCUCUUGCACCAUGGUUGCGAUCAGAAAGAGCCAUUCUUUUACAAGAAGUGACCGACAACAAUAAAAGAAUCCAGCUUUUGAGCAAGAGAUUAGAUACAGUGGCUGAUGCCUACAACCGGCGUAUUCAAUACAAAACACAGAAAGCGGGAGAGCUUUGUGUUGCUCCUGGUAACGGUGAAUCUCGAAAGAAUUCACGGUUAACAAAAGACCGCACUCCACCACACAGGACAGCAGAGACGAUCCUGUCAAAUUUGAAAAAGUGGUCGGAGUUGGGGGAUAUUUGUCUCUGCCGACAACAUCAGCGGUAUCUUGUUGGGGAUUUUGAACGAAGUGGAGAUUUCCCCCAUGGCCACGGGGUUAAGGAAUGCAUACCCAAGGACCGCAAGGAUGAUGACUGCGACUGUCAUGAUCAUCUUCGAGAUUUCAAUGGGGAGUUCCCGCCAGGACAUACGAAGACUCGUUGUAGUCAUCUCCUCAUUGGAUCCAACAAGUGA